UAUAUGUAUAGAUGAACCGUGGACGUGAUGCAACUUCGUAGCAGUCUUGUGUCAAUUGCGUGAUGUGAUGUGAUUAGAGUUCUUCGUGCAUAGCCUUCUGCUUUUUUUUUAGGAAUGUCAUUCUUCGACUUGUUUCGAAAUUUUCUCGGUACGAAACGUCGCAACGAGCCUGGCACAAGCGGGCUUGGCAAUGAUGAUUCGUAUAGAGAUAGUUUUCGAAAUCCAAUUUGGCAGAGCGACGAGGAUGAUGACGACAUAGAUGAUUUCAGGCAUCCUAGAAGUGGGAUGCACUUUAGCAUCUUUAGCGAGCCACUUGAAAUGACACGUUACUUUGAAUCCCAGAUGGAUAAUAUGUUAAAAAAUUUCUUUUUUGGAUUCAAUAAUGGAUUUUUUGGAGAUGAAGCUAUUAAAGGAUUACCAUUUGCUGCACCUGAGAAAAAUGAUAAUUUACGUGACAAAAUGCUGAAAUCUUAUUUUGAUGCACCUGUCGCAGAUAUAUCACCUGAACAGAAAAUAGAUACAGAUUUAGAUGGAAAGAUAACUGCAGAAGACUUUUCAAGAAUGUGGAACAAAGGGAAUGUAGAAACAGUAAAACCUUUUGUACCACGUAGCUUUUCAACUGGAAGGUCCGUUAGAAAAGAGAUCAUUCGUAGAUCUGAUGGAACUAUAGAACAAAAGCAAAUAAUUAGAGACAGUGAAGGUAAUGAGAAGACGAUAAUUUCAAGGGAAAUAGGUGACAAAAAAUAUGUUGUCACUACAAAGAAAGAUAAAAACGGCGUCGAAACAAAAUCCGAGGAUUUAUUUAAUAUGGAUGAAGGCGAACUUAAAGAUUUCACACGAAAAUGGACACCUUCCAUAAACGAUAACAUAGAUGGUCAUGGUACGAUUUUAAAUCGCUUUCCAUGGGAAAAGUUUUUCGGUCCCAACCCCAAAUUAUAGUAGAAAAUGAAAUAAAUAGAAAGUAAUAGUCUCCUCCUUUUCCUACUAGCUAAAAUAUGACUCCCCUUUGUAAUCUAUAUUAAAUAUCCAAUAAAUUAUUGAAAUCAAA
Molecule: messenger RNA, 1048 nt
Organism: Cataglyphis hispanica
Lineage: Eukaryota; Metazoa; Arthropoda; Insecta; Hymenoptera; Formicidae
Exons: 6
Coding region: 115-939 (274 amino acids)
Biological process (GO): regulation of actin filament polymerization; negative regulation of apoptotic process
Cellular component (GO): actin cytoskeleton; apical plasma membrane; clathrin-coated vesicle
Source: RefSeq, a predicted model, not a curated record